AACAAUAAAGCAAAUUUCGCAUAAGUGCACUCCACAUUCCCAUGCAACGUACACGGGUUAAUUUGCAAAAAUACAAAUGGAACAGAGCUACAAAAAUUGUUUAGCAAAUCCGAUCCGCUUUUGCCGGGAGAAUAGAAAAAAGCAACCAAUAAUUUUUAGAAACAAUAAUUUCGCGGUAUUUUCAAUCGGAUUCACCGUAGUAAAGCCAAAAAAACGUCUAAAAUUUAUUUACAACAUUUUAAACUGCAAAUUUUGCAAAUCUGGAUGAAACUAGCGAAGUUAUGAUUGCCGCCUCUGAACCUUUGGAGUUCAUUCCUCGGGGUCGUCAGGCGGUUGAGGAGCAUCCAGGUCCCACUGAUGUAAAACAGCACAACCACUUGCCUACCGAGCAUGUGCUGCUACAACGCAUGCAAAAUGUAAACAUUUCCGCUUCAGAUGAGCAUAACGAAUUCUGGUGUGUACGAGAAAUUUUCGAGGACUUAAACGAUAAAACCGGAGUGCAUACCAAUCAGUGUAAUCAACAAAAAGAUGGGCAAAAAAAUAGAACUGACCAUGAAAAGUCGAAUGACAAUAGUAGCAGUGGAAGCGCCGAAUAUUUAUUGCAGCAACAGCGCGCAGCCUAUGCAGACGUUGAUUACAUGUGCGAGUACUUGGUCAAUUCCGAAGAGGAACUAUACGUAAAAAAGCAUACAGCAGUGUGGACAAAAGGCCUGCUUGACGAUAAUAGUAUAAUGCCACGCUUGUGCUUCACUUGCGAGUCACCAAUCAAAUUUGCGUUUUUCUGCAACAAGUCCUUUGUAACUAGCAGCCGAAAUAGGCGAACCAACAAUAAUAAUAGCAGUAACAUAAAGUUGGAUACAGAAGAGGAUGAAGACUAUAGUGCUAUUUGCUUGAUUGAUCAAACAGCACUCCGCAUCUACUGCAGCAAUGGCGAGGACUUCCUUUGCAAUCUCGAGUUUCCUGUAUCGCAUGUGUGGCCCACAUCGUAUGGUAUUCUAUUGGAGAAAGUAGCCUCAAGCGCUGUUAUCCAAAAUCAUGCCAUUUCAAUGCCACGCCUAUUCUCGCUCGCGCAUCCGUUAGAUGAAAUUUGUCCAGUUCUCUGCAAAUCAGCUACAAAUGUUGUUGGUUAUCUUGUAGAGUCCGAUUAUAGCAUAAUAUUCACUUCGGAGAAUUCAGAGCUGGUACUACUGUAUGACAACAAAAUUGGAAAACAAUUUAUUUCACGACUUCGGAAGGCAACUGAGGAGGAAAUACAGUAUGUGAGUGCGCAAAAUGAAACUGCGCUCACUGGCAUUGUCGGCGGACUGCCACAUAAUUCUAUAAAUCGGGGUGCUGCUGGAGGUAUUGGCGGUCCAGCUACGUCAAAACACAGUACAGCACAUUUAGGACGUUCCAGCUUAGGAAAUCCUAACUAUUCGGCGCAUAUUGGCAAGUUUUUGUCUAGUGCUCACUCAUUGAGCGGAGUAUUCGGAAGUUUAAAUCGGACUGCUCCGCCUUUGAAUCAUCUACAAUCAUCAAUCGGUCAACACUCAAUAUCUAUGCAAGACAUACGAAAAGUGGGUCAGGCUCAACCUUCAAAACCCAUAGUGCCGGAAUUAUGUUUGGAGCAUAUGUGGACUGAAACCACAUAUGGCAAUACGAACCGCGAAUUCGGUGAAAUCUCUAGUCGUGCUUUCAUACACACUGACCUAGUGGCCCAAACUUACCUCUGCUACUUGCUACCAUUUUCGUGCAAACUGCAACUCGUCCGGCUAAGCAAUUAUGGCACAAAGGAUUUGCAAAUAUCCCAUAAAUGUUUAUCCAUUCCAGCCAAGGAUGCGGUUUCUUUAGAGCGCCUACGCAUGAUUGCCGUUUUGGAUCCCUCUGGCAGUUUGAUAUUAUAUACGGGUGCAGUGCUUGUCGCUAAAGUACAUGUAGCUGCAGCUAUGGGCAGCACCAGCGUAUGUUCUGGCGCAGGUAAUGUGACGCCCANUGAACAGGAGUGGCAUAUUUUUCGUAAUCUACUAACUGAUUUAAUGGGCUGUGGUGCGGCUACACAUGAGGCCACCACCAACGUGUCGGCCUCUUUCAAUGCAGAAGAACCGAAAAAGCGGCGCAAAAAUGAUGAAAUCACUGAAGGUACCAAUGAGGAUUGGGAAUUCAUGCUGGCUGUGCUCAAUGAAGAUGGCGCUGGUAGUAGCGGCGGUGUGAGCGCCAACAUGAAGAUGGAAACGGAGCAAAUAGCGACUGCGGCUGUGGCGAGCAAUGUCGAUACAAGCGCUUGUUUAUUCAACACUAUACCAGCCAUCUUCUAUGGUUUCCACUUGCUUUAUGAAGAUUUUAAGUUGGACGAAACGAUGCAUGAUUGCCUGCCGUAUUUGGCAAAGUUUUUACAUCAAUUUGCACUCGAUAUGCAACUGACAAUGUAUGUAUUUCAUUAUACGUUGGAUUUUCCACACUUAGUGCACUCUAUGGCGAAAUUGUGUCAGCUUACCGAAGAACAUGCGGCUCUAAUGACUCAUAAGGAGCUACUACAGGUACCUGCGCCAAGCGUUUACAAGCAGGUGGAACAUAUUUUAAAAGACAAAGACACCCUACAGUAUACCUUUGUAGACGGGCUCAACGAUAUGAGCCGAAAUGUGCUACAGGUGGUUUCUCUAAUAAUGCACGGCAAGAAGAAAAUUAAAGAAUGGAUCAAACCUUUAGAAUUCGUUGACUCAGUCCAAACGUAUUAUCCUAAGCGCCCUAAGCGUUUU
This is a messenger RNA of Rhagoletis zephyria (snowberry fruit fly), 2735 nucleotides long. RefSeq names its product anaphase-promoting complex subunit 1-like. Gene Ontology annotation, molecular function: molecular adaptor activity. Gene Ontology annotation, biological process: anaphase-promoting complex-dependent catabolic process; metaphase/anaphase transition of mitotic cell cycle; protein K11-linked ubiquitination. NCBI's taxonomy places the organism in Eukaryota, Metazoa, Arthropoda, Insecta, Diptera, Tephritidae. Gene Ontology annotation, cellular component: anaphase-promoting complex. The record is from RefSeq and is a predicted model, not a curated record.